Periophthalmus magnuspinnatus is the source of this 4166-nucleotide messenger RNA. It is a transcript of the gene lct, whose product is annotated as lactase. The transcript has 14 exons. The record is from RefSeq and is a predicted model, not a curated record. Lineage: Eukaryota; Metazoa; Chordata; Actinopteri; Gobiiformes; Gobiidae. Gene Ontology annotation, molecular function: lactase activity. Bases 69 to 3587 code for a protein of 1172 amino acids. Gene Ontology annotation, biological process: carbohydrate metabolic process.
ACGUCGUGUCUUUGGGUCUGAAAUCGUGGGACCUCUCGGGCGUCCCUGAGCUGCGGUCGGACGUGCCCAUGGAUUUCUUGUCUGUGAAGCUGCAGCACGACUGUGAUGUGGAGUCUGCGUUUGGAGCGGCGCUCUCCGACAUAAAGAGAGUGUCUGGACAUCGGCCUGUUCUCAUCUACUCCAUAGAACUGAAAAACUGCAAAGACGACCAGAAUGUCCUGGAGAACCUGCUCAGAGUCCAGGUUCAGUCUGAGUUGGACUUGGUCGGGUUUGAGGUGUCCUCCAUGUUGGACGUGUCUCUGGAGGAUCUGAGCGUCUCACACAGAUACUCACAGAUCAUCCAACAAAAGAGAACAAGUGGCCUCCAGGGGGCGCUCUCUUCUCCGCCCGUAUCCUUCACGCCCGGACUGAGGAACCUACCUGCCUCACAGGUUCCCUCCACGGCUAAAGUUGUGUGGGAGAAGUUCUCACACUGGUCAGAGUUCCAGAACAGAAUGUAUUAUUACGGAACAUUUCCCACAGACUUCCUGUGGGGAGUCACGUCCUCAGCCUAUCAGAUCGAAGGAGGCUGGAACGCCGGCGGGAAAGGCCCCAGUAUUUGGGACACUUUUACUCACACGCCCGGCAACGGUAUCCCAGAGAACGGUAAUGGAGAUGUGGCGUGCGACAGCUAUAACAAAGUGGACGUAGACUUAGGCCUGAUUAAAACCUUAGGGGUCAAGUCCUAUCGCUUUUCCCUCUCCUGGUCCAGGAUCUUUCCCAAUGGGAUGGCUGCAUCGCCCAACACUAAUGGCGUGACCUAUUAUAACAAUCUGAUCGACGGUCUGUUGGGUCUGGGCGUGACUCCGGUGGUCACUCUGUACCACUGGGACCUGCCCCAGGCGCUGCAGGACAUUGGCGGCUGGGAGAACGCCGCCAUCAUCGACCAUUUCAACAGUUACGCUGAAUUCUGCUUCAAGACAUUUGGAGACAGAGUGAAGUUUUGGAUCACGUUUAACGACCCGUUCACAAUCGCGUGGAAAGGCUACGGCAGCGGAGAAAUGCCCCCAAAUCUAAAAGCCAAUCCUGGAGUGACCCCGUAUAAAGUGGGACACAAUCUGAUCAAAGCUCACGCCAAAGCUUACCACACGUACAACACAUAUCGCCCAGCGCAGAAGGGACUGGUCAGUAUCGCUCUGAACGCAGACUGGUAUGAGCCCCUGGACGUGAACACGCCCAGAGAGCUGGAGGCUGCAGACCGAGCCAUGCAGUUCAGGCUCGGAUGGUUCGCGCACCCCAUUUUUAAGAACGGCGAUUAUCCUGAAGCUAUGAAGUUUCACGUAGGAAACAAAAGCGAAAUCCAACGUCUCAAAGAAUCUCGACUGCCCACGUUCACCGAGGAGGAGAAGAACUUUAUCAGAGGAACCGCAGAUGUCUUCUGUGCCAAUCACCACACCACCAGAAUCGCUAAAUACUCGAUCCAGCCGCUGACUCCACACUCGUACGAAUUUGACUGGGACAUUGCAGAGGAGGACCUGCUGCAGUUCCCUCAGACAGGCAUACAGGGCCCUCGUGCGGUGCCUUGGGGCCUGAGGCGGGUGCUGAACUGGGUGAAGGAGGAGUACGGAAACCCGGAGGUGUACGUGACCGACAACUCCAUGGGCACCGAAAGGAGCCUGAGCACUGACGACUUCACACGCGUCUUCUUCCUCAAGACCUACAUCGACGAGGCGCUCAAAGCUCAGAGCGUGGACGGCGUGCGGCUCCGGGGGUACCUGGGGGCCCCUCUCAUGGACUCCUUUGAGUGGCUGAAGGGGUACAUUAUGGGCAGCGGUCUGUACCAGGUGGACUUCACUAAAGCCGAUCGUCCCCGGACAUGGAAGUACUCAGCACGGUACUACAUCGACAUCGUGAAACAGAAUGGGUUCCCUGCAGGUGAGGACGAGCUCCCCCUGUACGGACACUUCAGAGACGACAUGAUGUGGAGCACCGCCACCGCCUCCUUUCAGAUUGAAGGCGGAUGGCGUGCAGAUGGUAAAGGUCUGAGUAUUUGGGACACGUUUUCUCACACUCCUGGUAAAGUGAAGAACGGCGACACGGGCGACGUGGCGUGCGACAGUUACCACAGAACAGACGAGGAUGUUCGGAUGCUGCAGGCGCUCGGGGUCAAGUACUACCGUUUCUCCAUCUCCUGGUCCAGAGUCCUGCCCGACGGCACAACGGCACAUGUCAACGAGCCAGGCCUCAAGUACUACGAGAACCUGAUAGAUAAACUGCUGCAGGCCGGGAUUGAGCCACAGGUCACGCUGUACCACUGGGAUCUCCCUCAGGGCCUGGAGAACAUGGGCGGGUGGCAGAACGUGAUAAUGGUGGAGUACUUCACGCAGUACGCCGACCUCAUGUUCUCUCGCCUUGGGCCCAAAGUCAAACGCUGGAUCACCUUCAACGAGCCGUACAUCGUUGCCAACCUGGGUUAUGGGUACGGGAACUUUGCUCCUGGAGUCUCGAAUGACCCGGGGGUUAUUCCAUACGUCGUGGCUCAUCACCUGAUCAAAUCCCACGCCGAGGCCUGGCACCUGUACAACGACAAGUACCGAGCGGCUCAGGGAGGACAGAUCUCCAUCACCCUGAACGCCGACUGGGCCGAACCACGCAAUCCGUACAAGCAGGAGGACAUCGACGCCACCUACAGAUACGUAGAGUUCUUCCUGGGCUGGUUCGCUCACCCCAUUUACAUCGGAGACUACAGUGAAAUUAUGAAGACCACCAUCAGGGAGCGGAGCCUGGCAGCCGGACUCCCCAAGUCCAGACUCCCGGAGUUCACCCCAGAGGAGGUGCAGAGGAUUAAUGGCACUCACGAUUACUUCGGUCUGAACCACUACACCACCAAACUCAUCUUCCCCAUCGACUACGGCCUGCAGCAGAACUACGACGCCGACAGAGGCGUGGGGGCGGUGGAUGACUGGAGCUGGCUGGAUUCGGGCUCGUCAUGGCUCAAAGUGACACCAUUUGGGAUCAGGAGACUUCUGAAUCACAUCAAAAACACGUACGGAAACCCUCAGAUCCUCAUCACCGAAAAUGGAGUGAGCGAGAAGGGCCCUGUGGACCUCAAUGACGUUGUGCGCCAGCACUACUACAACAGCUACAUCAACGAAGUACUCAAAGCUCGGGUUCUAGACGGAGCAGACGUGAGAGGGUACACCGCCUGGUCGCUCAUGGAUAACUUCGAGUGGGCGGAGGGAUACUCAGAGCGAUUCGGUUUGUACUUCGUGAAUCGGUCUGACCCCAAACUGACGCGGACCCCCAAAGUCUCAGUCCAGACCUUCUCCACCAUCAUCAGGUGCAACGGCUUUGUCGACCCCAACUCCGGAAACGAGUGUCUGAAGCCACAGCCCGAAGUGACUACGCCAAAGCCAUCAGCGCCAUCUACAAACUCUACGUCGUCUAUGGCGCCCCCUACUGUCGCUCCACUGAGUUUCCUGGGUCUGAGGCUGAGCGGCAAUGAGGCCGAGGUUGGGCUCAACACGACCUUUGCCCUCCUCGUGGUUUCGUGUGCUGCCGCCGUGGUUGCCACAGUCGGCUUCUUCAUGGUCCGACGCAAACGGUAGAACUCAGUCUUGGAAAUCACCACCAUCUAGUGGAGAGUGGCGGUACUGCAGGAGGACAGCACUCGGACAAACAACACUUUGGCCAGAGCUCCUCACACGUUUGUCCACAAACAUGAUGUGGUACAAGUCCUGCUGUAGUCCUGCUGUAGUCCUGCUGUAGUCCUGCUGUAGUCCUGCUGUAGUCCUGCUGUAGUCCUGCUUUAGUCCUGCUUUAGUCCUGCUGUAGUCCUGCUUUAGUCCUGCUGUAGUCCUGCUUUAGUCCUGCUGUAGUCCUGCUGUAGUCCUGCUUUAGUCCUGCUGUAGUCCUGCUUUAGUCCUGCUGUAGUCCUGCUGUGAGUCUGUUCAUAAUGUGAGUGUUCUUCUUGUGUCAUGUAAAUAUAUUGUUUUUAAACCUUUUCUCACAAUCAUCACCAUCAUCAUCAUCAUCAUCACAAUCAUCAUCAUCAUCAGAGUCUUCCUCAGGACCUGUUCAUUAAUGAGUGAACGCUGCUGUGUUUGUGUGUUUGUGCGUUUGUGCGUUUGUGCGUUUGUGCGUUUGUGUGUUUGUGCGUUUGUGUGUGUGUGUGUUUGUGUUAUGUG